CCCCUCGCCUCACGCAACACACAACCCUCUUGCGGUUAACUGCUCAAUCUAUAUGAGAUUCUCCCCUGUCUGCGCCCUACAUCAGACGACCAACAUUCCUGGGCACCUUGGACUUCCUCUCGUCGACACAGAUCGCCCUCCUUAGUACCACCUGCUCUACCCGCAACCCUCUGGCAUAACUCUGCUCUUCCCUAUGGGCUAAAUUCGUCUAUAUUUGGUAUCGGAUCCAGGUCGCCUGCUCCGUCGUAACAAGAAAACCUCAACUCCUCCAGCACGCAUACAGAUAGAUACAUAGACCUGCAGCACUCAUCUUCCGCUGUAUAACACACCCCGCACACACGCCAACUCGCGACCUUUGAUCUCGCCACUAUACACAAUGUACGCUCUCAAGCCGACGUCUUUCUUCCGCCCAUCCAGCCGCCCCACUUCUCCUGUUCCCGCACCUCGCCAGGAGGUCCCAGUGGUUGGUGACCGGGCUGCACGUCCCUUGUCCAAGCUAUCUUUGUCCACAUUCCGCAAGCCAUCCCCUUCCCCCGUCUCACUGCCCGCCGGGGCAGCGGCACCGUCUACGGUCGUUCAGGAUGGCUCCUUUAUGGAAGUCCUCAGCCUAAAGCUGAGCGAGGCUGUCUCCAGGGCCCUCGCUCAGCCUACCGGUCCCGCAGCACCCGGAGAGCUGCUUGCGGGCAGGCGGCCGAUACCCUCCGGACGCGGGCGCGCUCUUGGCGCCCUCAUUGUUUCUGAAAUCAACGCCUCCCGGGAGAACCCCCACGUAUACCGCGCGGUCAUACGGACCCUGCAGCGGCCGCUUUCUGUGCUCUCCACCAACCUCUCUAGCAACCUCGUGUCUCUCAUCUCCUCACCGGCCUUCGGCAGCCCUGCAGCCCCCACUCCUCAGAACCCCGAGCUCAACGCCACUCAACUCCAUGCGGUCUCCCUUGCCACCUUCGCAGGCGAGUUAUUGGAGUCAUUCGAUGAGAUUGGUCUUGGAUUUGAAGUGGACACCAGAGGUGAGAGUCUCAGGAGCAUUCGGGAAGGGCUGGUCUCCAUCGUCAAGCGUGUCGUGGAUCCCCUCAUUGCGGGCAUCAAGCAUGAGCUUCUCCCCAUCCUCGACGCCCUGGAGACUGCCCCUUCGCCUCCGGUGGGUCCCACUAGUUCUGCGGGGAAGUCGUCAGGAGGAAUCAAGUCUCCGGUGCCCCAUCCUGCGAUUAUGACUCUGCAAGCCACGAUACCCAUUCAUGCGCGUGCGCUGUCGCGCAUCGUGGCUUCGGCGUACGCGGAGAACGCUCUGGCUUCCCUCGUCAUCUCGCUCAUCUGGCGCGGGAUGGUGGCCCUCGCUCACCGUCCCACUCUGUUGCCGUCUCCGCCAUCCUCGCCUUCUAUGGGUACAAUCGCUCUUCUGAAGUCGAAGGACUCGAAGAAGACUCUUGGUGGUCAGACUCCCGCUAGUCCCCCAGCAACGCCUCCUGCGAGUCGCUUCACGCUUAAGCUGCCGCCUUCUCGCCCUCCAUCGCCGCCAUCGGUCAUCUCACGGGGACCGACGGUGGCUGCCGACGCGCGCACACUCUAUAAUCUUCUCAACCAGCUCCCGAAGCCGUCCCUCAGCAAGGAGCAGACCCGCCUCGCACGUGAGGUCGUCGACGAGGCCUUCGAUGGCCUCAGCGCGUUCAUCGCGCUCCUUGAGUCCAUACAAGUGCAUACCCCGCCCGUACGCUCCAGUUCAGGCACUGGCAGUGCGAACACGAGCCCGAAGGUGACUCCCCUCGCGGACCUCGAGGCGGACCUCGACCUACUCACAGCCGACAUCCCGAUUGUGAUCGCGCUUCCGCUCCUCCUUCGGACGUACUUGCCUGGGGAGCGUUCGGUCCCUGCGAUCCUUGGGCUGGGCGAGGUAGAGUACCGGAAGAACUGCCUCAGUGGGUUUGGGCGUGCGGAGGAGUGCGGAGUCGCGGUGGGCCAGCGUGUACUGGACGUCCUCCGCGCGCAGGGUUCGGGGGGCGCAGACGCAGAGCCGCUGUUGAAGUGGUUGGAGAGAGAGCUGAAGACGGCGAGGGCGGAGAGGGACGAGGGAGAUGUGGUGAUGCACGGGCAUUGACUAUAUGGCUGUGGGCUUCAUGCUUUGGGCUCAAUAUCUGGGCGUGCGUGCCGUUCGCUCCAGGGUUUUCGUGGAUCUAGUUUUGAGUGCGUUCGGAGAUGUGAUAUGUGGACGUGGACGUAUUAUUUCGAUGACAAUAUCAUUAUUUGUGCCAUCUGU
Messenger RNA from Dichomitus squalens LYAD-421 SS1, 2251 nucleotides. RefSeq lists its product as uncharacterized. Lineage: Eukaryota; Fungi; Basidiomycota; Agaricomycetes; Polyporales; Polyporaceae. The transcript is spliced from 3 exons. The record is from RefSeq and is a predicted model, not a curated record. The coding region runs from base 377 to 2092 and encodes 571 amino acids.